AUGGGCCGCCGAGCGAAGUAUCUCACUGCCGACGCGAAGCGCGCUGCCAAGAAAGCUCAGGCAGAACUUUACCGUCAAACCGAGAAGGGGAAGGAAGCACGUAGGCGCGAGAACAAAAGACAGAACAACAAGCAACAAGCCCGCAAACUAACAUGGGUUGGCGUCCUCGUCCCGCUCGAGCUGUACACCCGCUCGCAGAAGACCCUUCGAGCCUCAUUCGCCGUUCAAGAGCCUGGGCCCUUGCUGGGCCUGUGGACGUCGCCGUAUGAGUUCGCGAUGCCGGACGUGAGCUCGUUGCCGACGAUCGACGGCGGAAAGCGCGCCAAGGCUUCCGUUUGGAACUCCUGCGCAGCCGUUUUGGGUGCAUACCAGUACGGCGAGGUCAUCGAGACCGGUUGGCGGCGUUUCGAGCAGUGGAUGGCGGAUGAUCUCGCGCUUGACGAGAUAGAGGCGCAGGUGAAGGAGGAGGUUGUGGGAAGGGUGGAGGCAUGGGUGCGCUUGGCUGACUCGGUGACGAAGGACGGGCCGGAUGUAGAUGUGAUGACGGUCGGGCUGGACUGGGGCGCCAAGAUCAUCCGGAUGCUUGUCGAGGAGUGGGAAAUGAGAAAGGACGGGGAUGCUGGGUAUCGAGAACACCGAGGCAUUGUCGCAAUAUUCCAAGCUACGAACUAG
This is a messenger RNA of Trametes versicolor FP-101664 SS1, 672 nucleotides long. RefSeq lists its product as uncharacterized. NCBI's taxonomy places the organism in Eukaryota, Fungi, Basidiomycota, Agaricomycetes, Polyporales, Polyporaceae. Bases 1 to 672 code for a protein of 223 amino acids. The transcript is spliced from 3 exons. The record is from RefSeq and is a predicted model, not a curated record.